Ipomoea triloba (trilobed morning glory) is the source of this 1642-nucleotide messenger RNA. RefSeq lists its product as uncharacterized. The transcript is spliced from 14 exons. The record is from RefSeq and is a predicted model, not a curated record. NCBI's taxonomy places the organism in Eukaryota, Viridiplantae, Streptophyta, Magnoliopsida, Solanales, Convolvulaceae. Bases 268 to 1551 code for a protein of 427 amino acids.
UCAAUUGGUGGGCUAGAAUCUGAAACGUUAAAACUUAGCGGAAUUGUGGGCUUUAUCGGAGAUUCCACGUCACCGGCCGGCGUGAGGUCGGAACGUUGAAACAGUCCGUGAGUGGCCGAUGCGCGGGUUCAGAAAUUUCAGCUCCCAAAUAGAAGGUUAGCAACUACCGCUCUUCUCGUCUCACAAUCUCGCUUGCACUUUGAUCACUCCCAUUAUCGCCUGUGAAUCAAUCUCGUAGAAUUGCUCUGAGAACACCGGUACAGAAAGAUGGGGAACUGGUGGUCGGCCACCAAAGAACCGCCGCCGCUCGUGGUGCUGGUUCCUCCGCUCUUCGACUUCCCUCCACUCGCUGCUCGUACAAGGAUGCUGGAAUCAUCAUACAACUUGCUAUUUGGGAAGCUCGCGCUAAGAUGUCUUUUUGAGGAUUACUUUGAGGAAGCUAGGCACUUUAGCACCAGAAUUAUGCUAAGGCCAAUUGAUGAUCCUCAUGUGGAUUUGAUUGCUUCUGUUGCAGGUCCACUUGAUUAUAAACCCAAAGAUCAUCAUAAUAUUGUAGGGAAUGCACAAUUUAGAUGGCAAAGUGACGUUGAGAAACCUCAUACAUUUGUUGAUCUUUAUGUCUCAAAUUCUGAACCAAUUCUACUGAUGAGAUCAUGUGCAUACUGUACUCAGUACGGCAUUGGUGCUUUUGGAAUUUUUCCAGUCCUGCUAAAGAAAAGAGUAUCUCCCGAAGAUUAUGGAGUUAUGGGUUUGAGAUAUGGCUCAUCAAACCUUUCAUGUGGAGCUACAAUAUCACCAUUCCCUUCUGCAGAAGAAAUUCCUAAAACUGCCUGGUUGGUGAGCCAGAUCGGAAGGUUAACUGCAGGGGUGCAGUAUGAACCUCAGUUUGAAAGCAAAGAUGUGCCGAAGUAUAAGAACUUAAAGAAUUGGAGCUGUGCAAUUGGCUAUGGAGUUGGAUCAGGAAGUCCUUUGAGCCCAUCCUUCAAUUUUGGUCUGGAACUUUCUAGAAAUUCACAGUUUAUUGCUUCGUUUUACCAACAUGUGGUGGUUCAAAGACGGGUGAAAAAUCCACUUGAGGAAAAUGAAGUGGUUGGAAUAACAAACUAUAUUGACUUUGGCUUUGAGUUGCAGUCGAGGGUUGAUGAUGAAAAAGCAUCAAAUAGUAUCCAAGAUUCUACCUUUCAAGUUGCUGCAUCUUGGCAAGCGAAUAAAAACUUGUUGCUGAAGGGAAAAGUGGGGCCUCUAAGCUCUUCUAUGGCUUUAGCAUUUAAAUCAUGGUGGAAACCUUCUUUCACUGUCAGCUUAUCAGCUAUCAGAGAUCGCACCAAAGGACAAACAUCCUUUGGAUUUGGCAUUUGUGUUGACGGUAUCAGAGAAGGAAGUUAUCAGAGGGCGGAUCCCAACUUUGUAAUGCUGACCCCUAAUAAGGAGCAUCUGGCUGAAGGCAUACAAUGGAAAAUUGGAAAGAGGCCAGUCUUUCAGUCUGAUGUAAGUUCUGGGAAUUUUGAAGGCGUUCCAAGGGAACUGCGACCCUUGGAAAAAAUUUUGUAGUCUCGAAAUCUCAACUAUUGUCAUGUUUGCUGCUUCUCUGUGCUAUACAAUACCACAAAAUCAAAUGAAAUUUUCUUAUAGUUCAGCAGUA